This is a messenger RNA of Drosophila biarmipes, 2058 nucleotides long. Its product is annotated as dynein axonemal intermediate chain 4. Gene Ontology annotation, molecular function: dynein heavy chain binding; dynein light chain binding. The record is from RefSeq and is a predicted model, not a curated record. Gene Ontology annotation, biological process: cilium movement. The transcript is spliced from 4 exons. Lineage: Eukaryota; Metazoa; Arthropoda; Insecta; Diptera; Drosophilidae. Gene Ontology annotation, cellular component: axonemal dynein complex. Bases 1 to 2058 code for a protein of 685 amino acids.
AUGUCCCGACCUCUGAGGAAGGAUUACCGCACGGCGGACUUCGAGCAGCUGAGCAAUAUGAUCAAGGAUCAUCCGCUGAUGAGGGCUCCCGGAGCGGAGCAGCAGCAGAUGCAGAAGCUGCGAACCCCGGAGUAUCGUACAAAAUGUGUGAUGAGGGCUUCUCUGGACGAUAUUGCCCUGGGCAUCAACCUUUACAAGCUGCAGCUGGACAAGCCCUUGUCACCCACUUUGGAGGAACCGGAUUACCUGAAGGAGCCUGCUUCCUCCGCCCGUUCCGCACCCUCCGCUCGUCCCCCAGCCACGCCCUUCAUCAAGGUGCUCCUCCGAAAGACGCCCAUUAUGGUGCUCUUCGAGAGACGCAGCAUGACCGCUCUGGCGGACACGGAGGAGGGUCGUCUGGUGAUGGAGGACAACAGGAAGUACGAGGAACUUCUCUCGGGAACGGACAAGACCAGGAGAACCGUGGAUGCGGACACCCAAACCAUGACGGCACUAAUGAAAUCAAGACUGGUGAAUACGGAACGGCUGACCACUGCCCAGAUGGGUUCCUAUGUCUCCAACUUCGAGAUGUACGACACCUAUACGGAUCUGGAGAAGUCCACCACGAGUGUGCAGGUGCAGGGCGAGAAGAAGAUGGAGAUAACCACCUACCACGUGGGCGGAGUGGAUCAGUUUGUGGGGAUCAACAGUCUCCCGGGGUUUCGACUGGCCCUCAUGCUGACCAUGCGCAUCCUGGCCAGCAAUGUCUUCGAGCCCCAGCAGCGGAGGUACAGGAAUAUGGCUCUGCCAGAUCCUCUGGCCGAGGAUGUGAAGUUCAAGUACCGACUGGGACUGCUGUGGAGAUUGAGUCCGCCCUCUUCCAAUCGCAAGGUUCACCAGGCAGUCAGCGACGUGAGCUUCUGUCCCAGCAAUGGAGACAUAAUGGCCGUGGCCUACGGGGUCUAUAGCCAUGGCAAGGUCAGCAAGUUGCCCAGAUGCGGAUGGGUUUAUGUGUGGAACAUCAAGAACCCGGUGAACCCGGAGAGGCGUUACAACUACCAGGUGCCCGUGGUCACCGUAGAGUUUUCACCCACCCAACCUCAACUUUUGGCCAUAGGACUCCAUAACGGAGGUGUUGAGGUGAGGGACAUCUCCAGUCAGGACCUGCCUCCAUUGGCCAUUUCGCAGCGCUCAUCCUCGCCACAUUUCGAGCCAGUCACGGCUAUCAAAUGGAUUUACUUCGAGGGAGAUGUGGGAUCCAGGAAUCCCCAUAUCACACCCUUUUUGGCCACCUCCCAGGCGGGAGCUGUUACGAAAUACCGUCUAAUUAACAGCCCCAACAUGCUGGGGUUGGAGCAGCAGCGCUUGCAGCGGGCGGAGGGCGAGCUGGAGGGGAUUCCCAUCGAGCGGCAGCCUCCUGCGGCUUCCCUGCUGGCCAACAGGCAUCCGCAGUGUCUGGAGAUAGUCCUCGACCCCGUGCAGGCGGAUAUAUACUACGUUCUCACGGACGAGGGAACCCUGUACAAGUGCUCCACGAACUAUCCGCUGCAGUAUCUGGAGCUGAGGCAGGUGCACGAUGGACCGGCUGCCUGCAUGGAGUUCUCGCCCUGGUCUCCAAGGAUGUACCUCACCUGCGGCAGUGAUUGGUGCAUUCGCAUUUGGUUGGCGGGCAUCCUGCUGCCCAUUGUUACUCUGCAACAUCACCUUUCUCCGGUCCACUGCGCCCGCUGGAGCCGCACCCAUUCCACCAUCCUGGUAUCCCUGAGUCGCAGCACUGUGGACAUCUGGGAUCUGCGCAACAGCACCAUGAAGCCCGUGUCCUCCACCGUAAUCGACGCGGAUAUCUUUUACACCACCUUCAAGUUCACCCACUGCGGGCGUUCGCUGGCCGUGGGAAAUGAGGCCGGCAACCUGCUGAUGCUGUCCUUCGAGGACAUGCCCUUCCCGCCGCACUUUCAGUACAAGCAGCUCAAGAGAGCCAUCUUCAAGGCCCUGUCCAUGCAGCCCGAUCUCCGCAAGCAAGUGAAGAGCGUGGGGUACUUUGGCUAUCCCGGGGGAAGGAAACAAACUAGAGCUUGA